AUGAUAAAAAGAGGAAGACAACCCCCCUCCUGCUACACAAAUGUCGCCACUUCCCUUCCUCAAAGGUUCAGGAAGAAAGAUGAAGAUGUUCAGUUCAAGAAAUUGUGGACAUGUUUAAGCAAUUACACAUCAACAUCCCGUUUUGUUGAAGCAUUAAAGCAGAUGCCUAAGUAUGCUAAGUUUCUUAAGGAUGUUCUCUCCAAGAAGAAGAGAUUUGGUGAAUUUGAAAUAGUAGCCCUUACUGAAGAUUGUAGUGCCAUCUUGCAGCGAAAGCUCCCACCCAAAUUGAGAGAUCCAGGCAGUUUUUAUAUUCCAUGCAACAUAGGCAAACACUUCAAUGGAAAAGCCCUAUGUGAUUUGGGAGCAAGUGUUAACUUGAUGCCUCUAGUAUUCAAUCGAUUAAAUUUGGGUGAAGCAAGGCCAACAACUGUUACAUUGCUCUUUACUGAUAGAAGUAUCUCAUAUCCAAAAGGGAUUGUAGAAGAUGUCUUGGUGAAGGUAGAUAAAUUCAUAUUCCUAGCUGAUUUCAUUGUGUUAGACUGUGAGGUAGAUUGGAACAUUAUUUUGGGACUGCCAUUCUUAGCUACUGCAAGAACCCUCAUUGAUGUAGAAAAGGGUGAGAUCACCAUGUGA
Neltuma alba is the source of this 633-nucleotide messenger RNA. RefSeq lists its product as uncharacterized. The transcript has a single exon. The record is from RefSeq and is a predicted model, not a curated record. NCBI's taxonomy places the organism in Eukaryota, Viridiplantae, Streptophyta, Magnoliopsida, Fabales, Fabaceae. The coding region runs from base 1 to 633 and encodes 210 amino acids.